UGAGGUAGUGUCGGACUGUUCGCGCUCAACUCAAGUAUGUGUUCUACUGUCGGAACGAAAAGUUUAGAUUUGGCGGAGUAGUCAGCUAUCGACAAAAGUAUUAGACGACGGUUUUGUGUUGUUUUAUGCUGAAGUUACUGUCGAAACGUGAGAAUUGCUCUCGACGUUUAUUCGCUCGGUGGCUUUAAAAGCAGAUACCGGCAAACUUUCAUAGAUCAUACGAACACAUAAAAUUUGCUAGUGAUUCGUCAAAUUCAAUUAACGCCGAAACACAGUCGAGAGAGUGAGCCGAAGUGUGAAUGCAAAACAAGAGGUGUCUGGGUAUGCCGGAUCUACCACCCACCGCCCAGUGCAAACGCGACUGAAAACGAGAGAGAGAGAGAGAGACAUAUACAUAUACAUAGCGAGAGAAGGUAAACUCAUAAACCGAGAGCAAUGCGAUAAAACAAGGUGCAAAGAAGGCAAAUUGUUUGAAAUCGAAACCCCAGUGGCGGCAACAUAAUCCUGUCUGCUCGCAUGGACCUCGGUUCAGUCUGUUCUGUGACUCCGUUCGUGUCGCGUGCUUCUGGUGGCAUGCUCUGCUGAUAGCCUAGGGUUAGGUUAGACUUUGCGGGUGGCAAACAGUAAGUAGGUGUUGAUACCGGAAGUGGCCCUGAUAAGGUCAUAGAACUAGUUUGACCAUUGUAGCAAGUGACCGCCGCUGCGAGGUCGAACGAUUAGAGCAGGUGUUUGUGGUAUUGUGCUGUUUUUAAUUUUUGUGCGGGCUGCAAGUAUUUCAAGUGACUGCAUUGAACUGUCCAAAAAGUUGCCACCAUUUUUCCCUUCGACAUCUUCAACUUGUACUCCGCCGAUCUGGAGCAACGGAGCAGCUCGUUGGGCCUGGAGGCGAACUGCCUUAAAAGGCGAAAAUGUAACAACGACAUGGAACGGGAACGGGACCGAGAUCGUGACCGCGAACGGCCGGAACGGGGCAGCGGCGGUGGAGUUCCGACCGACCGGGACGUGAAGCACUCGCUAGAGCCACGGGAUCUGUCCGCGACGAGAUUGUUUUCCGCAACACAAAUCAAAAUUAGCACUUCACCCACCACGUCACCGACAAUUUCCAACUCGUCCUCGCCGACGCCGACCCCGCCAAUACCGGCCGUCUCGCCGGCAGUGACGAGCGUAGGCAGCGGGUACCACCAUUCCAAUCACAAGCAGAUCACGGGAAUUCCGUGCGUGGCGGCUGCCUCCAAGUACACUGCCCCGGUGCACAUCGACGUCGGAGGAACCAUCUACACCAGCUCACUGGAGACAUUGACGAAAUAUCCAGACUCAAGGCUAGCUAAGCUGUUCAACGGAUGCAUACCGAUCGUUCUGGACUCCCUCAAGCAGCACUACUUCAUCGAUCGCGACGGUGGCAUGUUCCGGCACAUUCUGAAUUUCAUGCGCAACUCGAAGCUGUUAGUCGCCGAUGACUUUCCCGAUCUCGAGCUUCUGCUGGAGGAAGCCAAAUAUUUCGAUAUUGUUCCUAUGAUCAAACAGAUCGAUCAAAUCAAAAAGGAACGGACGCGCAGCGGGAACGGAUGGCCCCCGUUCGGGAGCAGUCGGCUCAGAAGCAAAUCGUCGACUCCACCGGAUUCCAAUCAUGACGUGGUUGCACUGCACAUAUCUCCCGAUCUUGGCGAACGGAUUUUGAUUUCAGCCGAACGAUCCAUUCUGGACGAAGUUUUCCCGGAAACGAACCAGGCCAUUCUGGACGCUAGAACCGGUGCAGCCUGGAAUCAGUUCGACGGUAGGCAGGUGAUCCGAUUCCCCCUGAACGGCUACUGCAAACUCAACUCCAUCCAAGUGCUGACGCGGCUGUUGAACGCUGGCUUCAACGUCGAAGCCAGCACCGGCGGUGGAGUCGAAACGCAACAAUUCUCCGAGUAUCUACUUAUUCGUAAAAGUUCAAUGUGAUAAUCUAUGUGUAAUUAUGAGAGAUAGAGACGACAUUAAGCACACCGUUAGACAGGGGCUCUAUGUUUUAGCUAACUUUUAGCGAACGGCGCUUAGUUUUUUUUAUUUAUUCUAUUCGUACAAAAAAAACGAAAGAAAACCAUGACACAAAAUGAACUAUGUCCAUUUUAAUGUAGUAUCCAGUAAAAGCUGAUAAGAAAAUGCGAAUAAUUGUUUAGGAUAAACGUGCUCCUGAAAAUGAAUGGAACGAAAAAUCUAAUUGAAAAUUAGUGUAAUUAGAAAAUUCUCAAAUUAAUCACAAUUUAUGUUACCUCCUUUAAGUAAGUGACAUUGGAUCGAACUAAUAAAAAUUUUCAGCUCUAA
Molecule: messenger RNA, 2304 nt
Organism: Malaya genurostris
Lineage: Eukaryota; Metazoa; Arthropoda; Insecta; Diptera; Culicidae
Gene: twz
Product: BTB/POZ domain-containing protein Tiwaz
Exons: 4
Coding region: 922-1941 (339 amino acids)
Biological process (GO): protein homooligomerization
Molecular function (GO): protein binding
Source: RefSeq, a predicted model, not a curated record